Suillus paluster is the source of this 942-nucleotide messenger RNA. RefSeq lists its product as uncharacterized. NCBI's taxonomy places the organism in Eukaryota, Fungi, Basidiomycota, Agaricomycetes, Boletales, Suillaceae. The record is from RefSeq and is a predicted model, not a curated record. The coding region runs from base 367 to 942 and encodes 191 amino acids. The transcript is spliced from 3 exons.
GCAUGGACUUGGAGGUAUUCAACUAUCCAAAGUCAUCGAUCUCAAGACCUGCACGUUUGAAACGACCAGUGCCCCUCCUUCCACAUGGAGUACGGAUGAUUAGAAUCCAGUUCCUGGCACGUCUGUCUGCUCUAGGUUUGCAGAUGAGACACAAGACCUUAUGAUCAUCGUCAAUACACCAGGCGAUGACUUCCGCACAUCCGAUUUCAUGUACCAAGUAGAUUUUCGCGCGCUCUCCACCGGCGAGGACCAUCCUUUGGCCGUGGAUUCCACUUAGUCACUCGUAAAGCCACUUUCGAUGAAACUUUGCAAUCAAUAUAUGCGACGGUCACUGUCCUUGGAGAUCGCAUUGCUUUCAAUGUUACCAUGACCGAAGACUCGAACUACCAAAGGACUUACCUAUACUGGUUGCUGCAUGUAUGGAAUUGGCAUCAAGGCGGACCUAUUGUAGGUCCCAUUCUGUCUAUCAUUCAAAAGUUUGAUGUGAACGCUUCGAAAGGACAUUCGAUGUUUGUCACAUCUGCUCGUCUGUUCUUCACGGACAUCCCUCGGACAUGGUUUGAUGCGACCUCAGAAAAUGGCCGAACUGUUCCAUGGUUAUCAUGGGGUCCACAGAAUUUUCGCUACUUCCCGGGAGACACCCCGCCCCACGUUAUAAUUCAUCGUUCCGGAUGCAUAUGGCCAACUUCAAUCCCUCCGCCGUGGCAUGGCCUUGGCAAGGUAGUUCGGGAACCUAUGACUUUUCACGCAUCAAUAUACGGCUUCACGCAGGAUGUGACCUACCUCCCUUACGUGGAGGUGGUCCGCACACGCGAUCUCGAUGAUAUCAUACUGGACGAGGAUAGGGUGUUGCUAUUCACCCGACCGAACACCGAGACUGUGAGUCUAUUUCUACUUGUCGAGCCAACGAAGUUGAUGAUCUCUUUGAACAGGAGUACAUAG